ACAGGGCGAAGGAAGUUUCAUUUGGCUCUGUGGUGCUUAACUAAAGUUUUCCCCGGAGUCACAGUGGGGGAUUAGACAUUCUGUGAAAUUGUAACGCUGGAGAGACUGAUCCAGCGGUGGAGGGAACCAUCGUUUUCUUCGGCGUUGAAAGAACAAGUACGUCUGUGAGAUUAGUAGAGGACCGCAAAGGAUUUUUUCUCCCACUUUCCAACCCCCUCUUUCCCAAAUCCUCCGACCCCCUUCUCGAUCCGAGAUGGGGAAGGAGCAGGAACUGCUAGAGGCGGCGCGCACAGGAAAUCUUGCCGCCGUGGAAAAGCUUCUCUCUGGGAAACGACAAUCGACUGGAAGUGGAAGUGGAUCAUCGGGGACUGGUGGAAGCAGCAAUAGCAGUGGUCACAAUGCUUCGCACCCGCUUUCCAGCCUUCUCAGUAUCUGGCGGGGUCCUAAUGUGAACUGUGUGGACAGCACUGGAUACACUCCUCUACACCAUGCAGCCCUAAACGGACACAGUGAAGUUGUGGAGUCACUGUUACGUAACGAGGCCUUGACCAACAUCGCCGACAAUAAGGGCUGCUACCCCCUGCACCUGGCCGCAUGGAAGGGGGACCAACGGAUCGUCAGGCUGCUCAUUCACCAAGGCCCCUCACACCCCAAACUCAACGAGCAGAGCUCCUCUGUAGAGCACAAAGAGUUGAAACGCUGUGGGCCCUUUGACCUGCAUAUUAAUGCCAAGAACAACGACAACGAGACCCCUCUCCACUGUGCCGCGCAGUACGGCCACACCCAGGUGGUGCGUCUGCUGCUGGAGGAGCUGACCGACCCCACCAUGAGGAACAACAAGUUUGAGACGCCGCUGGACCUGGCGGCGCUCUACGGCCGUCUGGAGGUGGUCAAGCUGCUGCUCACCGCCCACCCCAACCUGCUCAGCUGCAACACCAAGAAACACACGCCGCUGCACCUGGCCUCACGUAACGGUCACCUGGCCGUGGUGGAGGUGCUGCUGGACGCUGGCAUGGACAUCAACUAUGAGACGGAGAAGGGCAGUGCCCUCCAUGAAGCGGCACUCUUUGGGAAAACCGAUGUGGUGCAGAAACUUCUGAGGGAAGGGGUUAAUGUCAACAUGGUGGACAACAAGGGCCUGACUGCGCUGGACACUGUCAGAGAGAUGCCCUCUCAGACGAGCCGGCAGAUAGCAGCUCUAAUUCGGGGUCAUAUGUCAGGAAAUCCCCCUGUUUUGGACUUGCCUCCUCCCCCUCUCCCUCCACCUAAUGAGAGCCCUAGUCCGAGGAAAAAAGGUGAGAUGGAGGUGGUGAGUGCACUGCUCUCGGGGCUGGCCCCGGGGCCUGAGGAAGAGAGCCCGUAUGAGGCUCUGUUUGAGGCCACCUCCUGUCAUUCUCUAGACAGCCUGGCUAGCGGGAAGUCAUCCGACAGGGACUCUGGACGGCCUGACAGUGAAGCUGGAAAGAAAGACCGGCUGGCUCACCAAUCCCAACCUGCCCCAGGCCAUGUAGAGGAGCUUAGCUCAGAGGCCCUAUUCACUAACAGCAGCAUCGAUGAGAGGGGGAAGACUGAGGAGGAGGAUCACACUUAUGAACUGCUGCUGUCCGCCCAGACCAAAGUCCCCCAGUCCGCACUGGACCCCCCAUCCCAGAAAGAUGGGAACACUACAGUCAAACAGUCUUCCAACAGUCUCCUACCUCAGCAGCAGAAGCCCACUGCCCCUAGUGACCUCAGACCACCAGGCGAGACGGACAACACUCUGAAGCUCCCCGGACCUUCUGUGGUUGGCCCUGGACGGACGGGACUCCGCUCCACUGGCGAUAACUCCCUACUCGGCCAGGACCUAGUUGCAGUACCUGAAGUGUUCACAGGCCUCUUGCACGGCUCCUCGCCUGUCUUUGACUGUCAGGUGGAGCCCCUCAGCAGGCUGCCAGGUGGGGUACUGACACAGUCCAGCCAAGGCCAACAGCCGGCGCCAGCUCCAACGGUACCCACCAAAACAACAGAAGCUCCGCCUCUGCCUCCUCCAAACAUCAACAUGGCUGCCAUCCUGACAGACUGUGACCCCAAAGCCAUCUAUGCCACAGUGUCUAAGGGGGUGCCCAGGGACAGAGACAGAGACAGGAUGAGGGACUUUGGGUCUGGGGCUGUGCCUGCUGGCAGGAUGCGUCCCCCUGGGGACCUGAAGCUGGCCCGCAGCCUCUCCAAGUCGGACUCGGACCUGCUGGUAUCGCCGCCUAGCGAGGAGGAGGGAGGGCUGGGCAGCCGGAGUGAGUCCGUCUCCAACUGCAGCGCAACCAAGAAGCGGCUGGAAAAGUCGCCCUCUUUCGCCUCUGAAUGGGACGAGCAGAUACCUCCCACACUACCUCCUCGGAGAUCUCAGUCCUCUGAAAGUAUUGAGAAGAUCAUGACACUGAUUGGAGCAGGCAUCGAUUUCUCCAGAGACCAGCAGUACGCUACCCCAGGUGGGGCGGUUGGGCGGCUGCUGGAUCAGCCCGUGGGAGACUGGCUGGAACACGUGGGGCUGCCGCAGUACGAGAGCAAGCUGCUGCUCAACGGCUUCGACGACCUGCACUACAUGGGCAGUAAUGUGAUGGAGGAACAGGACCUGAGGGAGAUAGGCAUCACUGACCCAGGACAUCGAAGGAAGAUCCUGCAUGCAGCUCGGUCCCUGCCAAAAGUGAAGGCCAUGGGCUGUGACGGAAGCAUCUCUCUCUCCUCCUGGCUGGACCUCCUGGGCCUGCAGGAGUACCUCCACAACUUCCUGUCCAGCGGAUACCGCAGCCUCGACUGUGUCAAGAACCUGUGGGAGCUGGAGAUUGUCAACGUACUGAAAAUCACCCUGCUGGGACACAGAAAACGCAUCAUCGCCUCGCUGGCAGAACGGCCCUAUGAGGAACCUCCUGUCAAGCCCCCCCGCCUGUCCCAGAUCAGGUGUCAGGACCUGGUAUCCCAGACCUCCUCUCCCAUCAGUCACAUGGACUCCUACGCGGGUCGUUCCAUGGACCCCCUCCUGCCGUUGGGGGAGCCUGGGAGGAGGAAGGGGCCUGACCCAGCCUACGAUGUGGACCCCCACCGGCCCCGCAGUGGAAGACACCGCUCACAUGAGAGGUAUGAGGAGUGGCAUCGGGAGCCCCGUCUGACCCUACGACCCCCCAGCCUGGCAGCACCUUACACCCCUGUACAGAACUGGCACCACCAGCCUGAGAAGCUCAUCUUUGAGUCCUGUGACUAUGAAGCCAAUUACCUGGGAUCUAUGCUCAUCAAGGAGCUACGUGGGACAGAGUCCACCCAGGACGCCUGUGCCAAAAUGAGGAGGUCGACAGAGCAGAUGAGGAAGGUCCCCACCAUCGUCCUCUCCAUCACAUACAAAGGGGUGAAGUUCAUUGACGCAGCCAAUAAGAACAUCAUAGCUGAGCAUGAGAUCCGGAACAUCUCGUGUGCGGCCCAGGACCCAGAGGAUCUGUGCACAUUUGCCUACAUCACCAAGGACCUGCAGACCAACCACCACUACUGCCAUGUGUUCAGCACAGUGGACGUGAACCUGACCUAUGAGAUUAUCCUGACGCUGGGACAAGCUUUUGAGGUGGCCUAUCAGCUGGCUCUCCAGGCCCAGAGGACCAAACAGCACCAGGUCAUCCCAGCAGGACCUGGGACAGAGGUCAUCGAGACCAAAUCCAGCCGGCCCGUUCCUAAACCACGGGGCAGCGUAAGAAAAUUAGGGGUGGACCCGUUGGAGCUGGUGGGGGACUCCCAGUCCCAGGGCAGUGCCACAUGGCUGGUGGACCCCGUUCCCAAGGACUCCAAGAGGACCAUCAGCACUAAGUACGAGACCACCAUAUUCUGAGUAGACCUGCCUCCUCACCUCUCCUCUCCUGACCUUUUACCUUGGAUCUGACCUCCUAAUCUACUGUUCCUUUCCUCCUCUCCUUCUCCUUCUGUGUGCCUUUCAAUGUGACGCUGCCUGUCUCCACUCCAGGCCUGACCCCUGCUCUCCUGUCUCCCUCCACCUCCUUUCCUCUCCCCUGCCAAUGUUGGACCCUGCUGUCUGAGAGGUUCAACCCCCCCCAGUUAGUCUACCACAUGUUCCUUCUGCUCUCCUCGCCACUGCGCUGUCUUCCCACAACCACAGCCCUGACUGUGGGGACUAACUGCUACUGGAAUCUCUCCUAACUGGAACACUCACCUCUGUCUUCCCUCUAAUGAAUUAGUCCUGCCAACUACUGGGCCCUGAAUCCUUCCAACCUUCUCUAUGAUUGUGAAGCAAUCAUCAACCGUUCCCCAGGCAUUUACUGUAGUUCCUCUUGCCUUUAUGACCAAGAAGCAUGAGACCUUAUCCUUCCACAACAUUCCCUCUGUUUCUUUUUCUCAUGAACACUGUGCUUCCUCACAUUCACAUUGGCACUGCAUUAGCCCUGCUUUCAAUUUUGUAAUGUAUGGUGCUGUUAUUUGUAGCAUUUACCAAUGCUAAUAGGCUCAGUGGCAUUAUCUGACAGAUCCAGUACAGUAGCUGUGAAGUGUGUAAGACAGCAAAUGUAAUCCACAAGUCACUGAUUAAGUUUGUUAAGUGGUAGCGAUCUUCCAUUCUUCCUACAGUACCUUCUCACCACUCUAAUUUACCUCUUACUCACAAACUACUAUCCCCCAAACUCUCUUAGAACAAUCCUUCAUUUUUCCUUCUAUAUAUCCCUCCUUUCUUUUUCAUUCCUUUUACUCAUCAAUCUUGUUUUCUCCUCUGGGUGCUUUUCCUGCUCUACCAGGCGACGGCCACUGUGAGAUGCUCUUGAAGAACUUUCCCUCCUUGUUUUCUGAACAAUAAUCUCCUGACUCCAGUGUUCAGAAAAAAAUCUAUGAUUCUCUACAGCCGAGGAUCAACUACCUGGAUGAACAUUGUUUUCUCGAAGAAUCUGUAAGAGACCGGCUGUUCCAUUGUUCUAACUCUACACACAUUAGUAGGAACAUUGCCUGUUUCCCUGCAAGGGGAUGGAUGACAACCUUGUUGCACAGGACUAAACUCUAAACUCAUUCCCCCUGGGAUUGGUCCAUUUGGGUUAACAGGGGGAAGGGCACGUACAUGCGUAUCCUGUCAGACUUAUUUACAUUCUUUGUGUCGGUUUACCGGAAACUGUCUGGGAAAACUGUCCCUCUGUGUCAGGCUGCCAAAGGAGGCUGGAGCCCAGCACUGUGAUAGGAGAUCUCUAUUGGGAACUAAUGGAGUUAACAUUGACAGGGCCUUUUGUUAGGGAACAACGGUGCGCAGGAUAGGACACAGAGGCUCACACAGAAUAUAGUGUCUUACGUAGAGGAGCUCACUGUUAUAGACAGACAGCCUAGUGGGACAUCUAUUUGAGCAUGCCUUUCUCUGUUUAUGACUGAGAUGACUUUGAUUUAAUAUCUAGUGCAAUCCUAAUUUGGAGUGUCAUGAGCACUUUUUGUGAAUGCUUGGACGCUGGGAAAAUAUUGUGUGCAUCCAAGAUGAAAUGAAGAGAAAUUGAAUUGACUGUUCAUUUAAUAGAGUAAGAACCAAAGAGAUGCCGAAAUGCGUGAAUUCUGCUCUAGCCAGCCGUAAUAGACCUGGGUGAUGGUCUUAGGGUAAUAACUCAGCCUAGCUGGUACAUCAGUCAAUAUACAGCUGAUUAGUGCCAGUAACCUUAAUGACGAGGAAGAGAGCUCAUUAAAUCUCUGUGGAGAGGAGAGGUUAUAUGAAAUACAUAAAAAAAUAAAUAUAUAUAUAUAUAUACCAUUGUUCACAAUCCAAGCAUGUCUUAAUGGACUGAAAGAGGAAGGCAUUAGGUUGGCAAGGCACUGAUUCUACAUAUAGACAUAAUACAAGUACAUUACUUACUGUUGCUGUGCUAGGUUCAGCUCAUUAAGUGUUCAAAUCACUGUUCACAUCCAUCUAAAAUUCAAACUCAUUGCCAUAUUCCAAAUAGUGUUAAGACCCAAUCAACCCACUGUUGAAACUUAAACCCAGCGGAAUGGGGGACUUCCCUUUCCUUCUUUUCCUUUUCAGAGCUCAUGUCUUGAUGUUCAUGUUGUCAUUAAUGGAUGUCUGUCUGUUUGAUUUAGAAUCCACCCUGCCUCAGUCAAUAUUCAGAGUGCUAACACUGAAGCGGCAGUUGAUCAUUAUCUAGAAAAAUCCAUAAUUUUUAUAUCUCCUCCGUUUAGUUUUCAGUUGGCUCCGUCAUGUUUUUACAUUAUUUUAACCCCAGUGCUGUGUUGGUGUGUAUCUCCCUUCCAUGUAGCUGACUACCAUGACCAGACACCCAGCCAGAGUGAGAGGUCAGGGGUGCCCAGACCAAUGGUAUUUUGUUGUGGGGCAGGAUGCCCUUUUGGAACCAAGAGAAAGGUCAAGCCCACUUUCCAUGCACCCCUCCACCCACUGGGGGUUUUGCUUGCAUACACCAGGAAGGCCCUACCUGCUCUCUGCCGCCCCCGGCCCUCUCCUCAUCCUCCACUUCUUCAGCUCCAGGGGUCAGCGCUGUAGCUCUGUAGCAGACAGACAGGAAGUCAGCUAUUGGCUUCUUCCACCCUGUCCUGUCCUUUGACCACUGUGACUGACUGCCCCCAGGUAGUAAACCGAAUCAACCAACACCCUCACUGCGUCCACUUACAUAUACUGAACAAUGGACUCAAUAUGUCAAAACCUGGUCAGUUAACUAGAGCUCACAAAGGUGGGUGUUUGUUUGGUACGUGUCCCUCUUUCAUUGUGAAGCACUCAACUUCAACAUCCCUCAUCUGUUUUUGGUACAAAUGAAACAUGUUUAUCCUUUACAGGCCUGUGAAUGCUGUUCAGACAGACAGGGUAUUCUAUUUAUGGGUGCGAGAGUGACAAGUUCCCAGUUGUUUUUUUCCAAGACAUUUUGUGACUUGUUUAUCCAUUCCAUGAGAGGUGAAGAUGGUUGCCUCCUCUAGAUUGGUGCCUCAAACAACUCCUCCUCAGAGAGGCCUUUCCCAUACACUUAAAUGUGUCUUCACUGAGGACUACGCUAACCUACUCUUUACUCUGACAGUGAUAGUAAUCAACAUAAAUUAUAGAUUUUUGAGCAGGGAAAAUUGAGAUCCUACCUGACUAUCUCAAUGCAAUGCCUAUGGGAAAUGAGAGACAUAUUUGGGAAGAAUUGGGUAAAAUGAUUACCAUGUGAGAUGCAGCAGUACACUCACAAGGCUCUCCUGUCCAUCCAUCCAAGCACCAGGUCAGCGACAUCAAAGCAUCUCUUCCUUAUUUUCAUUUCCUCAUUCAUAACAUACAGAACUGUGAUAAAUAAUGGAAUAGUGUGCGGGAGGAAUUUUGGACUGCUGUUAAACUGACACUAGAGAUCAUAUUUAAACAGGGUGAAUGGCUUUUAUUUGAUAAAAAUAAUAAUAAUGUAUUGUCUUUUUGUAUGUUUUAACUGUCCUGAUGCUGGAUACUAUAUGACCAGGCUGGUGUUGGGAGGUAGUCCUACUAAUUGCAUUUUAUUCCCCCUCACUUUAUUUCUGAAUUAAUUUUGAACUAGUCAAACCACAAAACCAGUAAUGUACGAUUUUAGGUACAAUAAUGUAACAAGCAUUUUCUCCCCACACGCUGUCUCUCCUGGUACUCUGUGGGCAGCUAGUGAUGAACCUCUGUUGGUAUGUUGACUAGUUAUGGUACACUCAAUAUGGUACACUGGCUUCAACUGGUUGAUAGCACCUGCAGCCAUCAACCUGGUCCCAUCUUCGCAUUUGCACAUUUACUAAGGAUCAUCGGUAGUACAAUGUGACUAUUCUGAUGAUAUUGAUGAUGAGAACAAUAUUGGAUUGUAAAUUAAUCUCUAGCAGUCUGUAUUUUGAUACUUGAAUGAUUUUGCUUUUAUAGAUAUCUAUAUAUGUAUCUAUAUCUAUAUAUCUAUAUAUAUAUAUAUAUGUAUAUGUGUAUAUAUAUAGAUAUAUAGAUAUAUAUAUGUGUAUGUAUGUGUGUAUGUAUGUAUGUAAUUUUUUUUCCACAUUUGUCGUAAAGAGAAAAAGGACUGUGUCUUAUAAAGUUCAACAUAUCAUGAUACCCAACGAUUGAAAACAAACAGAGAAAGAACUUGGAGCGACCGCACUAAAGAAACAAAAAAAAAAGAUUGUAAAUAAUCUUGGGCUUCCAGUCUUUUUAUGAUUAUUAUUUUUCAUAAUUGUACAACUAAUAAAUGAAGAGAUGAUGAACCAGA
This is a messenger RNA of Oncorhynchus masou masou (cherry salmon), 8177 nucleotides long. Its product is annotated as ankyrin repeat and SAM domain-containing protein 1A-like. Gene Ontology annotation, cellular component: cytosol. The transcript has 25 exons. The coding region runs from base 254 to 3847 and encodes 1197 amino acids. Lineage: Eukaryota; Metazoa; Chordata; Actinopteri; Salmoniformes; Salmonidae. Gene Ontology annotation, biological process: ephrin receptor signaling pathway. The record is from RefSeq and is a predicted model, not a curated record. Gene Ontology annotation, molecular function: ephrin receptor binding.